Pangasianodon hypophthalmus (striped catfish) is the source of this 4340-nucleotide messenger RNA. It is a transcript of the gene spry4, whose product is annotated as sprouty homolog 4 (Drosophila). The record is from RefSeq and is a predicted model, not a curated record. Bases 349 to 1287 code for a protein of 312 amino acids. Gene Ontology annotation, biological process: negative regulation of Ras protein signal transduction; multicellular organism development; negative regulation of fibroblast growth factor receptor signaling pathway. Gene Ontology annotation, cellular component: cytosol; membrane. NCBI's taxonomy places the organism in Eukaryota, Metazoa, Chordata, Actinopteri, Siluriformes, Pangasiidae. The transcript is spliced from 2 exons.
AGUCGUUAUGCCCUCCCAUUCACAAAAAAAAAAGCCUCAGCCUGAGCAUCUGCGCAGUACGUCUCCUAACCCUCCCAUUCAUAAAAAGCCAUUCCCCCCUUAUGUAGUUGCAACAUCGUGUCAGAAAGCCCGUGUCGUCUCUGCAGCGCGCACUGCGCUCAUGCUGCUCCGGAUUUUCAACCUGGGCUUUUUCUGGGCUUUUUGGUUUGUUUUUCUCGGAACUACUGCUUCAGUGUUGGAAUAUAGCUACUAACUGAACCGCCAGAGUCACCAUGCGCUGCUCUCCAAAACAAGGCUAGUAGAUGCUGACCUGAGCUCUUUUUGGUGUAUGAGGGACACAACCUACAGAUGGAGUCGAGGGUUGCUCACCACAUUCCUGGAGUCUCUUCGUCCAUGAUGGUGCAGCCUUUGCUGGACAGCAGGGUCCCUUACGGUCGGCUCCAGCACCCGUUGACCAUCUAUCCUAUUGACCAGAUGAAGUCCUUGCAUGUGGAGAACGACUACAUCGACAGCCCUGCAGUGGUGUCACAGCAGCCACCAAGCCACAAGGUGGCCACCAGGGGGCAGGAGGUCCUGCUUGGAGCUCAACACCAUCCUCACCUGUCCCGCUGCGAGGCCCCAGAUGCCACCACCCACCCCUGGAUCUCCUUCAGCGGCCGACCUAGCUCCAUCAGCAGUAGUAGUAGCACCUCUUCCGAUCAGCGGUUGCUCGAGCAUGCGGCACCCACCCCUUUGGUGGACUCUUAUUCCAGCGGUGGAGGCCAUGCCAGGAUCCUGGGUACAGAGCAGCCAAAGCUUCCAGGGUCCAAACCCCAGCACUCAAAACCAGGGGUAGCCUUGCCGACUGAGAAAAACCAUAUGCCUUUGUGCGACAAGUGUGGAAAGUGCAGGUGCACGGAGUGUACGCUGCCCCGGACCCUUCCCUCAUGUUGGGUGUGCAACCAGGAGUGUUUGUGCUCAGCCCAGAACCUGGUGGACUCAGCCACCUGCAUGUGCCUAGUCAAAGGCGUGUUCUACCACUGCACCGAGGAUGAGGACGAGGAAGGCUCCUGCGCCGACAAGCCGUGUUCCUGUUCACACUCAAACUGCUGUGCACGCUGGUCCUUCAUGGCAGCCAUUUCUCUCGUACUGCCAUGCCUUAUGUGCUAUUUGCCUGCCGUGGGUUGUGCCAAGCUCUCACAGAAAUGCUACGACAGCCUCAGGCGCCCGGGCUGCAGAUGCAAAAGUGCUCAGGCCUGCAAGGUGGCAGAGGCCAAGAACUGUCCUCUGGAGAAGCAGGCCUCGUGAUGUCAUGUCCAAAAGAAAUCUACAAAGAAGGACUUGGUGGACAGAAGGUGGCAGAACCUUCUCCAGUUCUUGCGUAUUUCCCCCAAAUCAUGGUACUUAAAGGGUUCACGCUUGGUCCUUACUGUCGUAGUGUCAUGCCACAAUGCUCAGUCACGAUGUUUGUUAGAAUGACUGGCACAAGUCUUAAGUUUAACUACAAAGAGAUAAGGCCUAUUUUUUCCUGUUUUCUCUGUGGGAUCAAAGCAUUCUGCUAUUUCACCCUCUAGUUAAAACACUUGCCAUCACAGAAUGCUGCAAAAAUGUCUGUUUUCUCCUUUGGUGAUUUUGCCUUUGGGUGGCUUGGAACAGUCAAAGUAAAUAUCACCUAUUCAAGAGCAUUCUAUACUUUGGCAAUCCCUCCCCGGAUCUGGCACUGAGAAAAGGUUGCAGUGCAUUCCAGGCUGAUAACACGUUACAAUCAAAAUAACUAGACUUUAUACCUCCAUGCCCACUUAUAAGCUUGUUAUAGAGCUUUUCUUCCCUUUUUUUGAGGUGAGAACAGAAGGCAUCAUUGUUUUGGUCAAAGGACGUCGAGUUCCUUUGUUACCCAGAAAUGCAAUUUACUACUUUGGAAAAUAAGCAAGAGCCCAGUAUUCACCUCUGCAGAAUAGCUCGCUGUCCAUCAUCUUAGGGACAGGUUUGUGGGGUUUUAAUGACAAGUGACUUUCACAUGUAUUCAAAUGCAUGUCACCAUACAUGAACUUCCACAAUAUUUCUUCCAAAUAUUAGCAGUUUGAUUUGUUAUAGAAAAGAUAUCACCUCAGGGAGCACAAUUUUCACAUAUUAUGUAUAGUAUGUAACUACAACAUGGUAGUCAAUUUAAUAGGAAACUGCUACACACAAAUGAAACCAUUUGAUUAAAAACAUCCAUAAGCUACAGGACAAAUGGGUCAGCAGGAGGGUUAUCCCAAAAUAUUAAACUUUCACUAAGACACCUAAAGAACUAAUGACAAGCACAGCAUUAUGUACAAAUGCAUGUACAAUUAUUGUAAUUAGUGAAAUUCUAUUAGUUUGCCAUGUACCAAACCCCUCCAGGUGUAAUCUACUGCUCAUAGGAUUUGCUAUUAUGCAGUUUUGUGGUUUGUCUAGAAUUAGGCUUACAGAUAAUUUGCCAAAGGAGUUCUAGUUUGUAAAUUUUAGUUUAUGUGGGUAUAGCUAUUUGUGAGCUAACAAACCAAUCCCACAGCAAGGUACGAUGUGUUUUGAUUGCUCGGAUUCUUGGACGUGAGGAACGAGUUUUCAUAUACUAAAUUCCCACGCUCAUUUAUUCAAAACUUUUAACGUUAUAUAUUCAGAUGUUUGUACCCAUCUUUGUUGCACAAAUCAGAAAAGCAGAAGAAAAAAAAAACACUACUGUUCUUAGUCUUGAAUGUAUAAAGGCUAGGGUUUAAGUCUUUGCAAUCUAAUUCUUGGAUAGGUGCCAAAGUAGAGACGAGCGCGGAGGCUUGCAUAGUUGCAUAGGUGAAACGUUGCAAAUGUAUCAUUAAUAUUCUAGAAUUAGAACUAUGCAGGAUACAUGCUCUUGUAAAUAGUGUCGAGAAACUAGCCGUCUUAAAGAUGCAUUUCAAAUGUCCUAAAGAAUUGCAUGGUACAAUUUAAUUACAAUUCAGUACAAAAGUAUAUAUAGAUGAAUAUUAUAUUUUUGGGAGGGCUGGGUGUGGGUGGGGGUCAGAAUUAUGUGGUUGUGCAGUAGAAGGCAAAGGUCUUUCUAUUAAAAGCACUUCAUUUAGAAAAGUGUGCCAGGCAAUAAAAAAUACCUCUGUUUAUGCUAACCAUGCCUCAUUAGCACGAAAGGCAUGGCUAAGGUUCCUCUGUGCCCCUGAAACUGUAGAUUUAAUUGAAUCCACUGAAGGAAUGCUGUUUCAGCGUAACCUGGUUCCAUUUGUACGUGUUUGUUGUGGCCACAGCUCUUUUGCCUUCAUCUUAAAAUGGUGAAACAUCUUCUGUGCUUGAUUGACAUAUACAGCUGCUGUGCAUGAACUUGUCUGGGAGGGAUACGAAGCCCUCUCAAAUAACAUUCCAUUCCAUCUUAUUCCAAGAUUUCUAGCCUUUUACACCCCUCGUUCCCAAACACACAAAAAAACUGUGUUUGCAUUGCUGCAAUGUAAUUUGACCUUUAUAGAAAUGAUCUUCCUUUCCACAACACCAAGUAGAAGUGUUAAGGAUGCUGUGACUAUAUUUUAUUUUAUUUUUAUUUUUUCGAGGUACACUUUCUUGGCCACUAGUGUUUUCAAAUGAUUGGUUUUGCCCCAAUUAAGCAACCUUCCAAACUGGGCUUGUACUCUCUGCAUUUCUUUUGCUUUUGCAUUCUUACUGUUGAUAAAAGAGCAAUGUGCUUUUGUUUUGUUUUAAACAUGGCAAAAAAAGGAAAAAAAAAUCUCCCACAUAUUAAAAAAAAUGUCCCUUUAUAGAUAUAUUUAUUUUGAAGUUCUAUUUUAUAUAGUAUUUAUUUAGAUGCCUACUUUUGUGUGUGAAUAAAAGCUUAUGUCAAAACAGAAUGUACAAUUGAAAUGGAAAAAUAUAUAUUGUUAAAUAUAAAAUGUUGUGGCGUCUUUUCUUCAUGCUCCAUCACACACAGAUGUUAGCGAGUAUAAUUAUCUUUAAACACUCCCAGGUUUUUUAAACAGUCCAAGAUACGAGAUAUAUUACAUUUCAAAUCAGUUACGGCUAUAGACUAAGAGAAAACAUAUAAUCGUAUAAUACAACCAGCUGGUCCUUAGCAAAUUGACAAUGUUUUUGCAGCUUGAAGUUCUGACCACUAAAACUUCUUGGUCUGUUUAUAAUUAGUACAUCAUGAUGGUGCUUUUCUCAGUCAGUAAAAUGGCUUCCAAACUAAAACAAUUGGCUCUUUCUGCUGAUCAAUAUUUUAAGUGCACUCGGUUGAGGAAGAAGCCUACAAUCCAGUCAGUUAGUGCAGACUUCCCCUCUGUGUUUACGCGGUCACUUUCCUUCCGCUCUGUGUCUGUGUGGUCAUGAGCUUCUAGCACAAACCUAGAAUUCUGGUGAGCAAUACU